Messenger RNA from Aspergillus bombycis, 555 nucleotides. RefSeq lists its product as uncharacterized. NCBI's taxonomy places the organism in Eukaryota, Fungi, Ascomycota, Eurotiomycetes, Eurotiales, Aspergillaceae. The transcript has a single exon. The record is from RefSeq and is a predicted model, not a curated record. Bases 1 to 555 code for a protein of 184 amino acids.
AUGCAGAUCAAGUCGUCUACCGUUCUCGUCGCCCUUUUGGGCUCCUCCAUGGCCCAGGCUGCCAACAUCCAGCGGAGACAGGAGCAAUCGACCGACUUGGCCGAUGCCACUCCCACUGACACCGGCUCCGCCUCUGUCACUGGUCCCACGGAGACCGGCUCAGUCACUCUCCCAUACUUCACCGAGACCGGCCAGUCGGGCACUGCGACUGGAACCGCAUCUGCCACCGGCACUGAAUCUCCCACUGGAUCGACCACUGGAUCGGCGUCUCCCACCGGAUCGUCCAGCAGUGGAACCGAAUCGACCUCGGACUCGGCGACGCCCACCAGCGGAUCGGCCUCGGCCACCGAGUCCGGAUCGACCACUUCGACUUCGACCUCUACCACCACGGAGGCAUCGACCACAAGUGCAAGUGAGACCACCAGCAGCUCGGAAACGUCUUCCUCCACUUCCUCAUCGGCUUCGCCCUCGUCGACUGACUCGGGUGCGUCCUUGACCUUGCCUCAAGGGUGGGCCACGUGGAUGCUCCCCUUCGUGCUGGGUGCUUUCCUGUGA